UAAUUAAAUUGAAGAUUCCGUUUCCCACCUCCAUAAAUAAGAGCUCAAACAUAACAGGAAAGCCAAGCAAAGCACAUAACAGUUUCUAGCUACAUGGCUUCCUUCAGUUCGUUUCAACAAUCCUCCCAUGCGGAAGACCGCCCAAAUAAACAGUCAUCUACUUCCGAAAAAAAGAAGAAUAGAGGGUGCUCUGGCUUUGGUGAUGAAGGCGGGGCAAAAGCUGCCUUCUUCAGAGGUGAGAGUGACAUGAAAGUGUCCCCAAAUGGAAAUAUCAACAUACGUCCCGGCAAUGGAGCCCCUUGGUUUUGGGGUGGAGGUGAGAUGCCAAUGCCCCCGAAUGGAAUGAGGCCCCCCUGGUUCAUGGGUGGUUGUCAUAUGGCUGUGGCACCCCCUGUUCCCCCAGUACCGCCGGUGCCCCCAAUGUUCCCAGCUUCCCCAUGUCACAACAUUGGCUCCGGAAUCGGAACCCCUUGGACUAACUGGGGCAGAGUUGAUAUGAAAACGGACUCAGAUGGAGCAAAAAAAUUCCCUUCUGACGGGAAGCCUCUGGCAUCGCCUCCGGCUCCCCAAAACCUCAACAAAGGUCCUCGCGCUGGUGACCCUUGGACUCAAGGCAGAGUUGAGGUGACAAUGGACUCAGAUGGCGUUAAAGAAGUCCAUGGUAACCGGAGGCAUAGGAUAGCGCCUCCAAGUGAGAAUAUUAAUAUAGAUCCGGGUUAUGGAGCUCCCUUGUUCUGGCGUGAAGGUGAGAUCCAAUUGCCCCCAAAUGCAAAUGUCAAUGUUGGCUUGGGCGCCGGAGGCCACAACAGCGGCAGAUUGUCUGCAAGUAUCAACCAUCAUCAUGGAACCAUCAAUUUCUAGUAGCUAAAGGUACUUAAGAUAUGGGUUUGUGUGUGUGUCUACUCACGCUAAUUUCGUUGCAUUCCACCCAAAUAAUCGUGAGAUAUGCUUAAAUUAUUGAAAUAAAUUAGGUGGGAUUCA
Messenger RNA from Rubroshorea leprosula, 981 nucleotides. The record is from the annotation of a GenBank genome assembly. Lineage: Eukaryota; Viridiplantae; Streptophyta; Magnoliopsida; Malvales; Dipterocarpaceae.